This is a messenger RNA of Tupaia belangeri chinensis (Chinese tree shrew), 3424 nucleotides long. RefSeq names its product kelch like family member 29 (gene KLHL29). Lineage: Eukaryota; Metazoa; Chordata; Mammalia; Scandentia; Tupaiidae. Gene Ontology annotation, molecular function: protein binding. The transcript is spliced from 14 exons. The record is from RefSeq and is a predicted model, not a curated record. The coding region runs from base 433 to 3060 and encodes 875 amino acids.
CGCAGGCUGACAAGCAAAAGGACUGACUUCCCUUCCCCGGGCAUCCUCCCUGGGCUGCCGGGAGGCGGCGGCGGCGGAGGAGGAGGAGGAAAAGGGGAAGAAGGCAGAGAGCAGGAACGCGAGGAGGUGGACCUGGAUCCGUUUCUCCCGACCAGGACCCGAGCGGCCCCAGCUACCGCCACCCGCCGGCGCCGUCCCCUAUCCAUCAGCCCCCCUGCGCCCACCCGCGACCCCGCGCUCCCUGCGCGUCGGGCCGGGGCCGGAGCUGCGCGGCCGCAGACCAUCUGGCUUCCUGGUGAUGCUCAUGCUUUGUUAAGUGUCGGUGGUCAUCGAGGUUUUUACAUCCUGGGGACUAAUCCAGAACUUGCCAGAGACGGGCGGCGCGAGGUCCGGGCUCUGUUUCCCUGUGUGAAGCCUCCGCGGCCCACCGAGAUGUCCCGGCACCACAGCCGCUUCGAGAGAGAUUACCGGGUGGGCUGGGACCGCCGCGAGUGGAGCGUCAACGGGACACAUGGGACCACCAGCAUCUGCAGUGUCACCUCAGGGGCCGGUGGUGGUACAGCCAGCAGCCUCAGCGCCCGGCCCGGCCUCCUGCCACUGCCCGUGGUGCCCUCCCGGCUGCCCACACCUGCCACAGCCCCUGCUCCCUGCACCACCGGUAGCAGCGAGGCCAUCACCAGCCUCGUGGCCAGCUCUGCCUCCGCGGUCACCACCAAGGCUCCUGGCAUCUCCAAAGCGGACAGUCAGUCCCAGGGACUCGCGACCAGCAUCCGGUGGGGGCAGACGCCCAUCAAUCAAUCCACACCCUGGGACACUGAUGAGCCGCCCUCCAAACAGAUGAGGGAGAGCGACAACCCAGGCACAGGGCCAUGGGUGACCACGGUGGCCGCCGGGAGCCAGCCCGCCCUGAUCGCACACUCCUAUGGAGUGGCCCAGCCUCCCACCUUCAGCCCAGCUGUGAACGUCCAGGCCCCGGUCAUUGGGGUGACCCCCUCACUGCCCCCCCACGUGGGGCCCCAGCUCCCGCUGAUGCCGGGCCACUACUCGCUCCCACAGCCGCCCUCUCAGCCGCUGAGCAGCGUGGUGGUCAACAUGCCUGCCCAGGCCCUCUACGCCAGCCCUCAGCCCCUGGCCGUGUCCACACUGCCCGGCGUGGGGCAGGUGGCUCGCCCAGGACCCACCGCUGUGGGCAACGGUCACAUGGCAGGGCCCCUGCUGCCUCCACCGCCGCCAGCCCAGCCGUCUGCCACUCUCCCCAGCGGUGCCCCUGCCACCAAUGGGCCCCCCACCGCCGACUCGGCCCACGGGCUGCAGAUGCUGCGGACCAUUGGCGUGGGGAAGUAUGAGUUCACCGACCCGGGGCACCCCAAAGAAAUGUUGAAGGAAUUGAACCAGCAGCGCAGAGCGAAAGCCUUUACAGACCUGAAAAUUGUUGUUGAAGGCAGAGAGUUUGAAGUCCACCAAAAUGUUCUAGCUUCCUGCAGCUUGUAUUUCAAGGACCUGAUUCAAAGGUCCGUGCAGGACGGCAGCCAGGGCGGCCGGGAGAAGCUGGAGCUCGUGCUGUCGAAUCUGCAGGCCGACGUCCUAGAGCUGCUGCUGGAGUUCGUCUACACGGGCUCCUUGGUCAUCGACUCGGCCAACGCCAAGACUCUGCUGGAGGCGGCCAGCAAGUUCCAGUUCCACACCUUCUGCAAAGUCUGCGUGUCCUUCCUUGAGAAGCAGCUGACCGCCAGCAACUGCCUGGGGGUGCUGGCCAUGGCCGAGGCCAUGCAGUGCAGCGAGCUCUACCACAUGGCCAAGGCCUUCGCGCUGCAGAUCUUCCCCGAGGUGGCGGCCCAGGAGGAGAUCCUCAGCAUCUCCAAGGACGACUUCAUCGCCUACGUCUCCAAUGACAGCCUCAACACCAAGGCCGAGGAGCUGGUGUACGAGACGGUCAUCAAGUGGAUCAAGAAGGACCCCACCGCGCGUGCACAGUACGCCGCCGAGCUCCUGGCCGUCGUCCGCCUCCCCUUCAUCCACCCCAGCUACCUGCUCAAUGUGGUUGACAACGAGGAGCUGAUCAAGUCAUCGGAAGCCUGCCGCGACCUGGUCAACGAGGCCAAACGCUACCAUAUGCUGCCCCAUGCCCGCCAGGAGAUGCAGACGCCCCGAACCCGGCCCCGCCUCUCGGCAGGUGUGGCCGAGGUCAUCGUUCUGGUGGGGGGCCGUCAGAUGGUGGGGAUGACCCAGCGCUCGCUGGUGGCCGUCACCUGCUGGAACCCGCAGAACAACAAGUGGUACCCCUUGGCCUCACUGCCUUUCUACGACCGCGAGCUCUUCAGCGUAGUGAGUGCCGGGGACAACAUCUACCUCUCAGGUGGGAUGGAAUCGGGGGUGACGCUGGCUGACGUCUGGUGCUACAUGUCGCUGCUCGAUAACUGGAACCUCGUCUCCAGAAUGACAGUGCCUCGCUGCCGGCAUAAUAGCCUGGUCUACGAUGGGAAGAUUUACACCCUUGGGGGACUAGGCGUGGCGGGCAACGUGGACCACGUGGAGAGGUAUGACACCAUCACCAACCAGUGGGAGGCAGUGGCCCCUCUGCCCAAGGCAGUGCACUCGGCAGCCGCCACGGUGUGCGGAGGCAAGAUCUACGUGUUCGGGGGCGUGAACGAGGCGGGCCGGGCCGCGGGUGUCCUCCAGUCCUACGUCCCGCAGACCAACACGUGGAGCUUCAUCGAGUCCCCCAUGAUCGACAACAAGCCCGCCCCCGCCGUCACCCUCAACGGAUUCGUCUUCAUCCUGGGCGGGGCGUACGCCAGAGCCACCACCAUCUACGACCCUGAAAAGGGGAACAUCAAGGCGGGCCCCAACAUGAAUCACUCUCGCCAGUUCUGCAGUGCCGUGGUGCUCGAUGGCAAGAUUUAUGCAACUGGAGGCAUCGUGAGCAGCGAGGGGCCUGCCCUGGGCAACAUGGAGUCCUAUGAGCCUGCAACCAACACGUGGACCCUCCUGCCCCACAUGCCCUGCCCCGUGUUCAGACACGGCUGCGUAGUGAUAAAGAAGUACAUUCAGAGCGGCUGACAUGGCAGGAAGCCCCGACCAGACUAUGGACAGGUCUGCCGAGGCCAACGCUACACUCACUGGGAAAUUUUCAGCAACCCCGACAAGAGGCCGACGAAACACCAUCAAGGAACUCUCUGCGCUAAACAUUUUGAAUAUUCUCUACAUUGAAUGUAGAAAGCCCUCCUCGCCUUUGGGUGAAUCGGGGGGCCCAGCGCUCCGAGCAGCAGGAACCACGAACUGGCCGGGCUGGGGCCCGCGGGCUCCUGUGGGGGCGCUUGCUCUGAACAGGGGUGCUCGCUCUGCCCAGUGCAAUAGAGUUUCACAUAUUUUUCAACUGGGAGAGAGAAGCUGUUUUUUGCUUCCUGCAGAGCAAGCUUGACCC